AUGCUGGCUAAAUCUCUUGUCACGGCUGUGUUGACCCUUGGUCUCUCAGCCCAGGCUACUCAGCUGUUCAGGAACACCGGGACAACCUCAGGCUGGGAUUCUACCAACCAGGAGCACAAGGGAACUGUGCAACAGGUUACCAACAUGGUCUAUGAGGGAACUACUGCCCUGAAGAUGACCCAAAUUUACGACUCGAGUUAUACUGGACGUUACCAUUCCGAGGUCGUCAAGAACAACGUUUACAAACGUGGAGAUACCGGGUUCUAUGGGUUUGCCUUUCGUCUUCAAGAAGACUGGCAAUUCUCUCUAGCUCAGACUUACAACAUCGCUCAGUUCAUUGCCGACUUCUCCGAUACCGGCUGCGAUGAUUACAUGCCUUCAAGCAUGGUCUGGUUGGAAGGUAACCAGCUUUACUCUCGAGUCAAACAGGGCACCAUUUGCGCCCAAAAGAUCCAAACCUUCUCGAAUCUUGCAAUUGUCACCCCGGGUGUUUGGCAUCGGGUUGAGAUCCAGGCUAGUUGGCAGACUGAUGGUACUGGUUACUAUAAGUUGUGGUUCGAUGGUGCUAAGGUUCUGGAGCAAUACAAUAUUGACACCACUAUUGAGGACGAUCGUUAUUUCCAGUUCCGCGUUGGUCUUUAUGCCAACGGGUGGCAUGAUGAUAAAGGAAUGAAGGGAACUCAGGGAACUCGCCAAGUGUGGUAUGAUCAGAUCGCUGCGGGAUCUACCUUUGCCGAUGCCAACCCCUCUGGGUGGUGA
Messenger RNA from Penicillium maclennaniae, 759 nucleotides. RefSeq names its product polysaccharide lyase family 20 protein. The record is from RefSeq and is a predicted model, not a curated record. Bases 1 to 759 code for a protein of 252 amino acids. NCBI's taxonomy places the organism in Eukaryota, Fungi, Ascomycota, Eurotiomycetes, Eurotiales, Aspergillaceae. The transcript has a single exon.